Molecule: messenger RNA, 966 nt
Organism: Lates calcarifer (barramundi perch)
Lineage: Eukaryota; Metazoa; Chordata; Actinopteri; Centropomidae
Product: chymotrypsin-like elastase family member 2A
Exons: 8
Coding region: 112-915 (267 amino acids)
Biological process (GO): proteolysis
Molecular function (GO): serine-type endopeptidase activity
Source: RefSeq, a predicted model, not a curated record
CCAGGUUUCCCAGACCAGUCUUUUUACUGGAGAGAAGUUCCUAGCCUACAGUAUAAAUACAGGCCUGUUUUUAAACACAAGAUUUAGGCUUUAAGUACAUACUCUACAGCCAUGAGGAGCCUGGUGAUUCUUGCUUUCAUGGUAGCUAAUGCCUAUGGAUGUGGUCUUCCCACUUUCCCUCCUGUGCUGAGCAGGGUGGUGGCAGGAGAAGAUGUCAGGCCUCACAGCUGGCCCUGGCAGAUCUCACUCCAGUCGGACAGCAGUGGGCGCUGGAGGCACGUCUGUGGAGGCACCCUCAUCUCCUCUGACUGGGUCCUCACUGCUGCCCACUGUAUCAAUGACCGCUACAACUACAGAGUGGAGCUGGGUAAACACAGCCUGAAGGCGAGCGAGGAGGGCUCCAUAGCUCAGAGGGCAGCGAAAAUCAUCACUCACGAGGACUACAACAUCCUGCUCAGCCGUAAUGACAUUGCCCUGAUCCAGCUGUCGUCCCCUGUCACCUUCUCUGACACAAUCAUGCCAGCCUGCCUCCCAGACCGGGACUUCGUCCUGCCCCAUGGUUCUCCCUGCUAUGUCACUGGCUGGGGUCGACUCUCCACUGAUGGUCCUCCAGCUGACAUCCUGCAGCAAGCUCUCCUGCCAGUAGUUGGCCAUGACGUCUGCUCACAGUCUGACUGGUGGAGCGUCCUGGCAACAGAUAAGAUGGUCUGUGCUGGCGGUGAUGGCAUCACUGCUGGCUGUAAUGGAGACUCUGGUGGCCCCCUGAUCUGCCAGAAAUCUGAUGGCUCCUGGGACGUCCACGGCGUGGUCAGCUUUGGCUCUGGUCAGGGUUGCAAUGUCUUCCAGAAGCCCACUGUCUUUACUCAAGUCAGUUCCUACAUCAACUGGAUCAACACAGUUAUGACCAACUACUGAAGAAACUAUAUAAGUGCUUUUGUCAGCAAUAAGAACAAAUGUGAUCUAUGA